CAGGCUCUCUGCCUGAUUGGAGACUUUGACACCCUUAAUGAAUGUGAAUCCUGGCGGAAAUUUAUUAAUAUUGCCACCAGAUACACACCCGUAAUUAAUCACAAUUUACUUUUUAGACAGACAUCAACUUCAUCUUCAUCAACUCAAAAUGAACAACCCGCACCACCUCCAUCAAAAAACCACGCAUGGCUGGAAUGACAACAAAACCACCCCAGUCAACUACACAACCCUCACAAAAUACUCAAUCUCUCUCAAACUCACUCCCCACACUAUCAACAAUCCACUUCUCACUUCCCAUCAAAUUCAUAUUAUCACCCUCAGCCUUACAAUCAAUUUAA
Messenger RNA from Meloidogyne enterolobii, 338 nucleotides. The record is from the annotation of a GenBank genome assembly. Lineage: Eukaryota; Metazoa; Nematoda; Chromadorea; Rhabditida; Meloidogynidae.